Molecule: messenger RNA, 4658 nt
Organism: Sphaerodactylus townsendi
Lineage: Eukaryota; Metazoa; Chordata; Lepidosauria; Squamata; Sphaerodactylidae
Gene: REELD1
Product: reeler domain containing 1
Exons: 7
Coding region: 620-2233 (537 amino acids)
Molecular function (GO): oxidoreductase activity, acting on metal ions
Source: RefSeq, a predicted model, not a curated record
CCCAAGGUAAGUGACUGGCAGUGUCACAGACUGAAACUUCAAAUGUACCUCUGAUGUCUGAUAGUUAAGGAAAGUUGGUAAUUUUUUUUGCUAUCAAGUUGCAGCCAACCUGUGACAACCCCAUAGGGAUAACAAGGCAAGCGACAUCCAGAGAUGACUGGCCAUUGCCUGCCUCAGGGUAACCACUUUGUGGUCUCCCAUCCAAAUAUUGACUGGGGCUGGCCCUGCUUAGCUUAUGAUGUCUAGUGACAUUGGGCUAGCCUAGGCUAUUUAGGACAGGGUAGAGAUUGUACAAGCUCAGACAAAACUGAAAAAUUCAGGAGACAUCAUAAUGCAUAUCAGAAGUAAGACAGCUUAUUAGCAAAGCAGUUAUCUUCCAGGGGAAGCUAUUUCUAGCAAGGGUUAUCUUGUCAGGUAGAUGUCUCCAUUAUUAGAACCCUUAGGUAAGUUGAAGAGGUGACUACCUCACAUUGCCUGUUCUUGUCAGUGCAUAAAUAAUUUGGGCAAUAAGGCUCUACAAAACCAAUUCUUUACCUAUAUGUUCUCUGCUUAAAGUUAUCUUCAUAUUUAGUGGCAUUCAAAGGAGACGAUUUGGAGGCAACAGUAAAGCAUAUAUGUGAUGGCAGAAGAUGAGGUGAAGGCCCAGGCCCUUUUUGUUGUAUGGGCAUUUACAGUCCUGUGCUUGGUUUCUUACACUGCUGCAUUCUCCCAUGGUGCCAGCCUUUCAGCAUGUACUGACAUGAGACCCAAACACAUCAGAGCUCAUCUUCAGAAUCCACACAAUAAUUAUAUUACCCUUCACACCAAUAUGUCUGUCUUCUUUCCAGGUGACAAAAUACCAGUCACAGUGAGAAGCACACGUGAUUUCAUGGGCUUCAUGCUGCAAGCUCGCAGGGUAUCGAACGAUCAAAUUGCUGGCACUUUUGUUUACAUUCCUCCUGGCUCCAAACUUCUGGCUUGUUUCGAAGAUGGUGAUACUGUAACCCACUCUGAUAAGUCACUGAAAAGAAACCUCUCCUUUGUGUGGAAGGCACCUGAUCAGCCUAUUGGAGACAUCCGGUUCUUUUUAUCAGUAGUCCAAUCCUACUUUGUUUACUGGGCAAGGAUUGAAUCUUCCACAGUGUAUCAUCAAACGCCAAACAGAACCACUGCUGACCGUAGGGUGACCUUCAGUGCUAUAAAGCCAACACUUUUUCAGCAGCCUCCUAAUCUAAAAGGAGGAUCUAUUACAGGUUCUUCUUCCUACACCAUCUUAACUCAGUUUGCAAAUGUUUCAUCUACCAGCAUGGCUCAGAUUGCAGCAACGCUGAUUUUGGAACCAGGUGAUGGCAGACAGCAAAUGUCUGAGCUCCCUGGCAAGCAAAAUCUUCUCUCCGAAUCCCUAGCAGACUCUGUCACUUCACAUGCCAUCAGCCAAAAUGGAGAAAGGCAACCCAAUGGAAACGGCACAGAUGGUGAACUAAUGCUGGAGUCCUCCCUUCAGUUUCAAGACCUUGGCUUCAUGACACGAGAUUAUUCCUCUGUGCUCAGCAGAUACAACAGGACAGAAAAUGCCUCUAGUAUUCCCAAGUCAUCACUAUGUUCAACAUGUACAGAAGGCAUAGAGGUGGCUUCUGAAUCUUCUAACUGGGGCGUAUGGAAUUUGGUGCUCCCCAUUACAGCUUCACCUCUGAUCCAGCUUUGGGACCCUCUGUUGCUUUCAGAAGUAGGAACAACAUCAAAAUAUUUAGGUGGGGAAAAGGACUCUGAUGCCUCCAGAAGUUUAUCAGCAGCCUCGUGGCAAAUGGUGAAAGAAAACCCAGUGACGCAGAAAGGCCCAGCAAACUUUCUGCCCCAGGCAGAACUUACUGCUCAUAGCCAGGAGAAAGAAGACCAAGAGGCAGAUCCACUCCUGAAGGUAACUAGAACAAUAACUAAAGAUGGUGCUCCUGGAGAUGGAGGGGCAAAGCCUGGCCAACGGCCACAGCUGGUUGCCGCUCAGCUUGGUGUUCUUCUUGGAUGUUCUGUUGUCCUUGGGAUGGUGCUGGCGAUCGGUCUGCGUUGCAUCCAUUCCCAGUAUUGUCACAAGCGAACAGAGGUGUCAUUUAGUGAGCCAGAGAACAACGUGAUUGCCCUGAGAGAGAGCGGGGAGAUGAUGCAUUUCAGAAAGAUACGAGAAAACAGUUUUGUCCUUGUCCAGGCAGAGUACAACUGGAUCAAUCCAGCCAACAGUGGUAAAAAAGCUGUCAUCUAGGCCUCUGCCCAUUCACCUUGUUAUACAUGUGAUGAGUUGAGCCUUUGGUGAAAAUGAAUAUGGAUUAAGAAUACUAUAUUUGGAGCAAUUGCAUAAUGCCACCUAAGCAAAUGCAGUCAAAGUAAGGAAAGCUGAGCAUAUUUUUAUUAUGAUACAGAUACAUCUUAAGUAGAUUGCAGAUGUUAUAAUAUGUAGAUGUUUUGAGUUUUGAAUCUCAUUUAAAUAUGAACUGACACUUUGUUUAAAAUCUUACACUUAAUGCAAUUAAUAUUGAAUGCCAGCUCAUUAAACAGGAUUGUUGUAGCCAUUACAUUUCCUUUGUUGUCGGGAGGUCUGAUCAAAAACAGAAACAGAAAUCCUUUCCUAGCAAUCCACUGUCAGCUCUGAUUUAGUCUCCACCAAAAGUUUCUGCUUCUAUUCUUCUUUCCAAGCCAACGGAAACCCUCUUCUCACUUUGGAAGUGAUGCUGCUGAGCUGCUGUGUGAGAUUUCUCAAAUCGGAAAAAUCGUUUGCCACUUGAACUAACUUUCCUAUUUAGGAAAACAAAGAGCAACAUACUGGUUAAGAGAAUUGAUCUGUGGAAGGCAAACGCUGGCUGACUGUAUUGUGAAUUGAUCUCUGGGAAGGGAACAAAGACAAAGCAAAUGCCACCUUUGGAGAGAGGAACAUAGCUCCUCAUCAGGUGUAAAUGGAGAGGAAGCCUCUCCUAGCCAUUUGCACCUUGAUAAACUGGCAUGUUUAAUUCUGACACACAGUUGACACUUGCUUUGUUUUCUGCUUCGGGUCAGUUAAAAUACAGAGAUUGGAAUAAAAAGGUCUGUUGACAAGUAGAGCUCUGAGGUCAUUUAAGGGAAACUCUAACAAGGGUCCUAUCAAAACUCCUGCAAGCCUUUUGACAUUCUAAACUUCACACAAAAAAAUUGUCUGCAUACUCAGGUGAUGGGUGUGGUAGCUGAAGAAAUUCCCAGGUCUGACACUAUUUUGAGAUUUACAUUUGGUGGGAUAUUUCUGUUUCUUCUUGGAAUGAACACAAAUUGUACACAUUACUAUUUCCCAAUAGGCAGUUUCCUUUCUUUACCCAGCAAUCCCCUGUUUUAGUUCUAGCCAGUCAGUCAGAGAGAGGUGCUAAGAGUAGUUGGAGACCAGAACAUUCGUGACGUCCAUAUUAUUAUAUGGUGGUCCAUAGAACACAAGUUAAGUUUAACAGUAAUUAGAACUAGAAAAAGACUGAAAGAACUGGAAGGAAGCAAGACACAGUGGACUUUCUUGAAAGCAACCAAGAGAAGAUACAGUCUACAGCUUCAAACCUGCUGAAGACAAACAAGUACUCUGAUUAGAUAGAACCAAGGGAGGAGUUAGGGUCUUGUUUCUCUCAAAUAAUAAACCCGUUGUAAGAAUUGUUGAAUCUGGCUUGUGUCUCCCCCACUCUGUCCUAGCCAAGUAUAGGGCACCUCAAACAGAUUCACUUGGGGGACAGAACAGAUGUCCUCCAGUUGGAUUGAACUUUUGAAAAAACAACAUAUGUUUUAAGCUAUGCCACUCAAGAAUAUUUGAUAAAAUAAAACAUUUGAAACAUGAAAAAACAUGGCAGUACAAAUUCUUUUAUAACAAUACCCUUACAUGGUCUAUUGGAGGAUUGUUUUAAAAGAACUGUACUUAAUAGACUCAUCAGCCAUUCUUGGUGAAGGAAAAAGACAACUUCUCAGAGUUUUCUGGAAGGCUUUCCAAGCAGACCUGCACAAGUGCGUCUAAACUUUCUCCUCUCAUUUUGGUUUAUUAAUAACCUUAACCCUCAUCCUCUUUUUUCAAGUGCUGAAAUAGAACAGAACUGACAUACAGGUUGGAGGUGCUCCAUAUCCAGUUGGCAAGUUAUCUCCACAAAUAUCUAGGCCAGGUCAUGUGUAAUUGAAAUGUACAGUUUUCUCACUGAUCAUCAGUACUGACCUGAAUUUGCUAUGCUUUAUGUUCAUGCAAAUGUUUGGUCUUGAAUUUCAUGAAGUUCAUGACAACACAGAAAUGUGAGUGGGGUUCCCCAAAAGGAAACAAUCACCUUCAUUCCUUUGCAAAACCAUUUUCUGCAGGCCAAUACUCAGCAGAAUGAAAAAAUUGCUAGAAUAUGAUUAUUAAAUCAUAUUCCAGCAGAUUCUGCAUUAAAUACAGGAGUGAAUUUUUCAUAAAUUAUUCUCACCAGCAAAAACUCUGGGCACAGUGAUGGUUUCAGCAAAACUGUGGCAAAAAACAAGUUCACUAACAAAACUUGAUAAAGUACAAUAAACUAAUUCCUUUUCAUCAGAAGCAAACAUUGACAAACUCUUUCAGCAUGAAAUGAUGCAGGUUAUAAGUGGAACACUUCUACCAGUGUUCCACAAUAGUGCAGCAGAAGUCAAUAAAAGCUAUAACAGAAAAAAUAAAGGAUUGCAAAAUA